This is a messenger RNA of Rhagoletis zephyria (snowberry fruit fly), 696 nucleotides long. The record is from RefSeq and is a predicted model, not a curated record. NCBI's taxonomy places the organism in Eukaryota, Metazoa, Arthropoda, Insecta, Diptera, Tephritidae.
AUGAGCUCGACAAAUGAGCCCGAACGCGUUCAAGUGCGUUGCAUCCUUCUGGGCGGUUCUGCUGUUGGCAAGAGCACCUUCCUGAAGAAGUUGACCAACGCGACCUCAGCAAACAAUACCACAGACGCCGACUACUCAAUGACCAGUCGUAUUGAGGUGCACAGCAAGUCCUAUGUUCCCGGCAAUGGCAGCCGCCUUCAGGUAGAGGUGUGCUUUCUCGACACACCUGGACGGGCGCCUUAUCAGGUCCUGGUAGAGGGCGUCUGCAAGCGGGCCACCACCGCCGGAAAGUGCCUUAUCGUCGCCCUCUUCGAUGUGACCAAUCGAGCCUCGAUGGCGCCGCUUGAAGGGCUGCUCACUUGGCUAAACAAACAGCAGCAGUCGAACAGUGGAAAGACUUCGGCGGCGGCGGCCACCGCUGCCACGGAAGGCGUCCUCGUGGCCAACAAGAUUGACCUUGUCGAUAAGCGCAUCGUGUCGCCCUCGGAGGGACAACAGAAGGCGAAGAUGUUCAAGCUGCGGUACUUUGAGUGCUCCGCUCUGAACGACAUCGCUAUGGCGGACUUUGAUCAGCUGAUUCUCGACAUGGUCCAGACGAUGCUUGCCCCGCCGGCGGAUAUUGCCGAAAGAAGCGGAGGAGGUGGUCAGAAUGGCGGAGUUCCGGCACCAAUGUCUCAGCUGAAAUCCAUCGACUAG